Messenger RNA from Beta vulgaris subsp. vulgaris (sugar beet), 1954 nucleotides. RefSeq lists its product as uncharacterized. The transcript has 3 exons. The record is from RefSeq and is a predicted model, not a curated record. Bases 34 to 1689 code for a protein of 551 amino acids. NCBI's taxonomy places the organism in Eukaryota, Viridiplantae, Streptophyta, Magnoliopsida, Caryophyllales, Amaranthaceae.
UGACGGCGCGGACAAGAUGACAGUCUACCCAAAAUGAGUGGGCUCAAAAGUUGGCAGGGAGCUUUUUAUUGGCUGAAGGUUCCGGACAACUUUCCUCUUCGCCGCCACUUCACCAAACCCUUUCCCAGGAUGGAAGAUGUCACUAAAUAUGAGCUGACGGAGGCCGAGGUGAAGGCCUUCGAAUAUUUUGAUUCUGUGGACGCGGUCCUUGAGGGGGAUGAGGCUGAGACGAGGAUUCCCCGUAUUUGGCUUCCUCACGCCAAAUACAUCCUUGGGAAUGAGCCUUUGUCCGCUGUCUUCCUAUGCCGGACUCAUCCAGAAGGGGACGUCAGCUUGGAUUUAGAAGAGCUGGGUUUGGACGACAAGCUACGCCCCAUGGCCCCAAACCCUGAUGAGCCUCUUAUCGACUAUGACACCGUUCAUGGUUUAACAGGUGGUCCGCGAGGUGCUGGCCGGAAUCCUGGACGAGGCGGGCGAGCUGGACGGACUGUCCGCCGUGCCGGCCAUACAUCAGGUCGCGCUCCCGGCCGAGGCGAGCCGACUCCGUCUCGCUCUGCCAUCCAGGUUCCAAUUAACCGGGGUGGUAGCACUACCUCGCGUCGCCGCCCCCGGGACCCUGAGGCUGAAGUUCCUAACAAACGUCAAUCUGUGGAAGUUAACUCCGCAGAUGUGACUGUGGUCGGGGACCAGGGGUUGCCUACCUCUCCUGCCCGGGGUCCGGUGCCGGAGGUUCAGCUAUCUCCCUCUUCUCUCCUACGCAGCCCCGGGGCUGCCGUCGGGUCCAGCUCUUCCACCCGCCAGAAGGUGUACGAGCUUCUGAGCCGGCCAAGCUUUCUCUCGGACUUAGGUCCGGGAAUCUACUGUCGGGCCCAAGAGUGGAUUGAAACUAGCAUCGUCCCUCUUUGUGCGGCCGUGAAAGCUGCGCUGUUCCACCCGCCUUCCACUGUUGGCCAACUUUUUAGGCCAAAUCUGGACGUGAGAGAGGAUGAGUCCAUUUUCGCGGACAUCCCGGCCAAUGGGGGUACGUUGGGGUACCGCCUUCUGAAAGGACUCCAACUGCCCUUUGACCGUCCAGCCGAUAAGUUGGUGGCGCCUGCUGCUCAAUUAGCUCACGACCUUGUCGUGGCCGGGAAUUCUGUUGUUGAGCUUAUAGCUCAAUACUUGGAGUAUCAGCGUCUGGCUGAGAGCGCUAGCGGAACCAUCCAAGGUUUGGAGGCCGACAAGGUUGGCCUUUCUGCUCAGAUCUCUCAAUUGGAGGCCAGCCUGGAAUCUGAGAAGAAGGCUAAGGCUGAGGCUGACAAGGAGCUGGGGGAGCUGCGCUUGAAGGCCAAGGAGCUCGAGGACCUGCAGCUGAAGAAUUCCAACUUGGAAGUCGCUCUCAAAGCGUCCCAGGAUGAGAAGGAAACUGCUGUGAAGAAAGCUGCUGCUGAAGCUCAUCAAGUUGCUGUGGCGGACUUCAAGAGGUCUGAGGAGUUCGUUGGCCUUCUCGGCGAGCGAUAUGAUGGUGGCUGGGUGGCCGCUAAGAGGUGUGUCUGCCAUUCCCAUCCCAGCUUUGAUUGGGAACAGAUGGAAGUCGCCUUUGGCGAGGGUGUUCACAGGCAACCCUUGGCGGACGAGCCCUAUAUCUGCUCUGAGGAAGUUAUUGCCAACAUUUUGCCUACCGCUGAGGAUGAUGCGCCUCCUUCCUGAAGACUUUGGCGGUCAUCUUCAACUUCCUCAAUAGCGUCUAAUAGUUUGUAAUAAUUUAGAUUGUCAGCCUUUGAAUGGCAUGUAAACUAUAUUUUGACUUUUGUUACUGGAUCCAUAAAUGCCUUGUUUUGAGUGGCUGACUAGUUUUGUUUGUAGUUGGCCGCCAAGCCAGUAAUUUAUGAUUCACUUUUGUUAGAUGAACCUUGUAUUUACUUUGAAAAUUUCUGUGUCUGUUACACAAUUGCGUUGGUAGUGCUUAUUUUUC